AUGUCCGCUAUGGAUGUCAAUGACGACUACCAAGAUGAUAUGCUAGAUGACGAUGACGACAUUGUGGACGACGAGCCCGAUUAUGACUCGGAUGGGAUGGACGAUGAAGACGAAGAUGAGGAGGAUGAUUUUGAUGCUGCGGAUGGGUUUGCACCCGUUAUUGCCGACAAGGACGUCAAGAAACCCUAUGAAGUAGAGUUUCUCGUCCAUUCCACAGACGAGAUUAUAGAGUUUCAAAACAAGGAAAUAGCACAUGUAGCGGGGAUUCUCGGGUGCCUUCCAGAGCAUGCUGCAACGAUGCUGAGACAAUUUAAAUGGAACAAGGAGCGACUGAUUGAGAGAUACAUGGAGGAUCCAGAGGGGGAAUCUGAAAAAGCGGGUGUCGUCGUUGAUACCAAGAAACAACCGCGUUUCACGGUGGUCGACAAGUUUGAAUGCCCGAUUUGCUGUUCUGAUGAAGACGGCUUGGAAACCCUGGCCCUCUCAUGUGGGCAUCGGUUCUGCCGGGAUUGCUAUGAAGCAUAUUUGAAUGAAAAGAUUGCUCAGCAGGGUGAGAGUCGAAGAAUACAAUGUAUGGAGGCUGGUUGCCGACUGGUGGUGGAUGAAAAGACGGUGGAAAUGGUCGUUUCCCCAAAAGUCUAUGAAAAAUACCGAAAUCUACUCCUCCGCACAUUUGUUGACGACUCUGCCACCUGA
Spizellomyces punctatus DAOM BR117 is the source of this 696-nucleotide messenger RNA. RefSeq lists its product as uncharacterized. The transcript is spliced from 2 exons. Gene Ontology annotation, cellular component: cytoplasm; ubiquitin ligase complex. Gene Ontology annotation, biological process: protein polyubiquitination; positive regulation of proteasomal ubiquitin-dependent protein catabolic process; ubiquitin-dependent protein catabolic process. The coding region runs from base 1 to 696 and encodes 231 amino acids. Lineage: Eukaryota; Fungi; Chytridiomycota; Chytridiomycetes; Spizellomycetales; Spizellomycetaceae. The record is from RefSeq and is a predicted model, not a curated record. Gene Ontology annotation, molecular function: ubiquitin conjugating enzyme binding; metal ion binding; ubiquitin protein ligase activity.